GAUAAUAAAACAAGGAUUGGGAACCAAGAAUAUGAAACUCUAAGUAUAAAUGAUGCAGAAAACCAUGAAGGGUCUCCCAGUGCGUCCUCUGAAAACAAAAACUGUGCUGGCCAGAGACCCAGUAAUCCUGAAGAUCCUAAUAGGGCUGAUAACAAUCUGGGUGCCCCUGAAAUAUCAUGUGGCCCUAAUAAAAGCUCAGAUGUACAGAGCCAAAGUAACAAAGAUGAAAACAAGGAAAACACUGAAACCAUCACUCCAAAAGCAGAGGACUGUAAUGCACAAAUCUCACAAGUCUCCAAUGAACAAUGCAGUGCAGACACCAACAGCACAGAUAAAGGUGAUGCUGAAUCUAUGAUCAGCAAAAAAGAGAGGAAAACAAUCCCGCACACAGGAAAGAGACUGACAAUUUUCUGCGAGGCUGCUAACAUCGACAUUGUGUUUCUUAUUGAGCGGAUGAUCACAGAUAACAUCAUGAAAUCAUGCAGCAGUGGCAGAGUUGUGUAUUUUAUGGAUGACAGAGAGAACGAGUGGAAAUCUGUUUCAAUAAAAUCAUCUGUUAUACUGUUUUAUGGAUGCAUGGUAGCAAAUUCCUUAGGAGAUAUAGCUAAAUCUUUAGAGCCCAUUAUUAAAACCUAUGGAACAGAACACAUUAUUGUGGUGCUUGGUUAUGCGAAUACUACAAAAUCUGAGAAGGAGAUAAAAGCUGAGUGGAUUUUGAGCAAGUCCUCUUGUAGCAAAGUCAUCUGCUUUACGGAGCAAGAGUUAGACUUGAUCUCCCCAUCUCUCAAAGGACCCAAAACUGCAGCAAGAAGCAUGGCCUAUAAAGUAAAUUACAUCAGGCAUAUCCUGAGCAAAGAGUCCCAGCACCUCGGCAUGGAAUCAGUUAAGACCAAGAAGAAACAAAAGCCCACUGUUAGAAUCUUCUCAUGGUCAAAACGGAAACAUUCUGAAUGGCUGCGGCAACUGCUGAUUUCAAAACGUUUCCUGGAUCAAGAACAUGAAGUCAGAUAUAUUUAUGUUCCCUCCCCUGUUGACAAGAGUCUUGAAGAGAAGAUUUCAUGUUGUACAAAUAUAAUAUUAUACAUCACAAGCGCACAGCUGGGCUUUAAACCAGAGUUUUUACACCUUUUAGACAGAGACAAAGUAAUUGCAGUGAUUGAUAACUUAGAUGACAGCAACACAGAGACAUUGAUCAAGAUAAAGCAGACUUAUCCUCACAUCCAGAGAAUGUCACAAGAGCUCAUCCUCUUCAGCAGAGAAGAGAAGAGCUCAAACUAUGAGAAUUACCGGACGUCCCUUAUUCUUGCAGAGAAAACAUUACAGGAAAAAAUGAUACAACUGGAAGAUUUAAUAAAGGACACAGCGCCCAUUGAAAAUGAACGUCUAGAAGUAAUCCUAAAGGAACCUUGUAUCAGUGUGCCAAGUAUUUCACAUAGAUCAAUAGAAAACCAUACAGUUGGGAUCUUCUCACGGUCAGGACAGAACAAUUACUCCUGGAUUCUGACACUGCUUGAAUCUGAAAACUUCAGCCACAUUAAGGAAAUUAAACCUCAUUGCAUCACUAACAAUGGAUACCUAAAGUUUAGGGAAGCUGUCUCACAAUGCACAUUUGGGAUCCUAUAUCACACCAAAAAUUACGGAAGAGUCAAUGUCACUAAUGUCACUGACUCUCUGUAUGAUGAGGAAUUGAAGCAUUUAUCUGAUGAGCUGGGAAAGGAGAAGGUCAUUGUGAUUAUAGAUGAUCUGGAGGACAGCAGCUCAGAGGAGAAGAACCGGAUCUUGGAUUAUCAGCCAGACAUAGGGAAUCUGGCCAAAGAGUUGUUCAUCUUCAGUGAAAGCGAGAAGACGUCCUACAAGUUAAACCCUGGAGAUUUGCUGAUAGACAGUAGCAUUGGAGAGAAAUUCCUCGGAAUAAAAGAUCUACUGCAAUAAAAACCAUUUCAAUUGGA
Molecule: messenger RNA, 1949 nt
Organism: Bombina bombina (fire-bellied toad)
Lineage: Eukaryota; Metazoa; Chordata; Amphibia; Anura; Bombinatoridae
Exons: 9
Coding region: 352-1932 (526 amino acids)
Source: RefSeq, a predicted model, not a curated record